AUGGAUUAUGAGACAGGCUGGAAGGGCUUUGCAGAGUUUCGAGAAGUACGUGAAAAAUAUGACUUCUUCACAAUUUGCCGCACGCCAAAAUUAGCAACACUAAUCACACUUCAGCCUAUUGAGCGAUAUCGUGAUUUAUUUGACGCUGCGAUAAUAUUUUCGGAUAUUCUCGUAAUACCUCAAGCAUUAGGUUUGGAGGUUGAAAUGUUACCCGGUAAAGGACCACACUUUCCCAACCCUUUAGAAGUUCCUCAAGACAUUGAUACCAGAUUACGUAAACAUGUAAAUGUAUAUGAAGAACUUGGAUACGUUUUCGAAGCUAUUACCAUGACAAGGAAAGCCUUAGAUGGAAGAGUUCCUUUAAUAGGAUUUAUUGGUGGGCCUUGGACUUUGAUGGCAUAUAUGAUUGAGGGAGGAGGUAGUAAUAAUUUAUCAAAGGCAAAAAAAUGGUUAUUUAGUUAUCCAGAAGAAUCAAAAAGAUUAUUACAAAAGAUCACCGAUAUUUGUAUAGAAUUUUUAAUUGGACAAAUUAAAGCUGGAGCACAGAUGAUUCAAGUGUUUGAGUCAUGGGGCGGUGAAUUAUCACCUUAUGAUUUCAAUAUUUUCUCGUUGCCAUACAUUACUCAGAUAGUUGAUAAAGUUAAAUCACAACUUAAGCAGGAGGAUAUUGAACCAGUUCCAAUGACGAUAUUUAGUAAAGGUUCUUGGUACGCUCUUGAAUCAUUGUCUAAUAUUGGGUAUGAUACUGUUUCAUUAGAUUGGACUAUUGAUCCCGCGUAUGCCAAGGCUAUUACUAAAGGUAGGGUCACUCUUCAAGGUAAUAUGGAUCCCACCGUAUUGUAUGGAAGUCACGAAGAAAUUAGAAGUACUGUUAGGAGGAUGCUUGAAAAUUUUGGUACUAGUGAAAAGUAUAUAGUAAAUCUUGGUCACGGUAUUUUACCCACGGUCGAUCCAGAGAAUGUUAAAGUUUUUUUGGAGACUGUUCACAAAGUUGGAAAUCAAAGGAUUGAUAUGAAUGGACAGUCUCACAAUACAGGUUAUACAUCGUUUGCCCUCCUCGUUCAUCUUACGAUAAUAUUUCAACAUCUUCAUACAUUAUUUAUUACACCAUCGACCUCUAUACCAUCAUCACGUCUUACGUCAUUUACUCAAUUGGUGUAUGUUACUACUACUUGUUUUCAUAUCGCCACUUUGUUAGCCAACCUAUUCAAAAAAAGUCAAGUAGAAAAAGCACUCGUUUUAUAUGGAACUUGGGUCAUAUGGUCAGGUUGGGCAAUGUGUUUAUGGCUUAUAAAACCUGAGAGUCGUCCUGAUUCAUUAAUAUCAAGACCACUUACAAUAAGUAGUAUGCAAGGUUACUACUAUAACUAUUAUGUCAACAGAAAUGGUUCUGUAAUGCUAUAUGAUUUAGAAUAUCUUAUAGAACCAAUGGAUGUCGCCCCUUUUCUAACUCAUGGAAAAUGGAAAUCAACUACUUUGCCCAUAUUAUCUUUCAUUCUUCUCUUAGCAAUGCGCCGAAAUCAUUGGGGUUUGAUAACUUGGGAACAUUUGACUGUUCUAGAUUCUGUUAAAUCUUGGUCUUAUCGAACUUGGUGUAUCGCAGGAUCAGCUGCUGGUUGGAUUCUUUUCUGGGAGGCUAUAAAGUUUUGGUUUCACGUACCUUUCAAUUAUACAGGUUCUGUUGAUGAUGGAAUUACUCUAUAUCAUACUGAUCUUUCUAGGUUUCCCAAUCUAUUUGACAUUCUCUGGGGUAGUAUUAUCUCUGGAAUAUUCAUGAUUUGCUGGUGGAGCUUUUGGACCUUUCAAUAUCGAGGUGUUGUUUGGAAAAAAGAACUAAAGGAAGGAGUGGUAGUUUGGUUUGAUGGGUUUGUUCAAGUCGGUGGUGUUUGUUAA
Messenger RNA from Dentiscutata erythropus, 1893 nucleotides. Lineage: Eukaryota; Fungi; Glomeromycota; Glomeromycetes; Diversisporales; Gigasporaceae. The record is from the annotation of a GenBank genome assembly.